Molecule: messenger RNA, 4241 nt
Organism: Aspergillus homomorphus CBS 101889
Lineage: Eukaryota; Fungi; Ascomycota; Eurotiomycetes; Eurotiales; Aspergillaceae
Product: Elongator subunit IKI3
Exons: 9
Coding region: 160-4155 (1331 amino acids)
Biological process (GO): tRNA wobble base 5-methoxycarbonylmethyl-2-thiouridinylation
Cellular component (GO): cytosol; elongator holoenzyme complex
Molecular function (GO): tRNA binding
Source: RefSeq, a predicted model, not a curated record
AAUCGAACAGAAACACCAUUCUUCUCUCAAAUUUAAUUUCUAUGACGGCCAGCUUGAAUCUCUAAUUUUAUUUUAUCUCAAGGUUUUCUGUUUCCCUUGCAAUAUCUCCAAGCGGUCGUCGAUUGAUGGCCGCGGGGUAGAAGACUUGCUAUUCCGAAGAUGCGCAACCUUAAAACCGUGCGCCUCGCUGAGGUGCAACUUCAGAACGAGCUUCCUCUCACAGCUACCGCGUGGGACACUGCGUCCGACGCCGUUGUUUGUACCUUUGGUCCGACUGCAACUAAUGCAGUCAUCGAGUUGCGCAGAAAGCGUCACGACGCCUAUUUUUCAGACCCUGUAGGAGCCGAUGUAUUCGAGUGCAUCGCAUCCUGGGAUGCGCCAUGCCCGCUUCCCGAGCUGGAAUGCGAUCGCGUAUUGUCACUACAUUACUUCGCCGAUAACUUGACUGCCUGCCUAGUUCUGGAAGGUGGUGAUAUUGUCAUCGUUCGCGAGGAGCCUCUCCCCGGCGAGGACAAAAUCGAGAUUGUGGGCUCGGUUGAUGUUGGUAUCACAGCCGCCGCUUGGUCUCCUGACGAGGAGCUUCUCGCCUUGACUACCAGGGCAAACACUUUCCUGUACAUGACCAGGGAGUUCGAAAAUGUGGCCGAGAUCACCUUCACGCAAGAAGACCUCAAAGCUUCCCAGCAUGUCUCUGUGGGUUGGGGUAAGCGCGAGACCCAAUUCCAAGGCAAACGGGCCAAGGCUCUUCGCGAUCCCACCGUUCCAGAGAAAGUGGACGAGGGCAAGCUGAGCGGUAACGAUGACGGAAGGACCACUAUCACAUGGCGGGGUGAUGGUGCCUAUGUCGCUGUGAACAGCGUCGAGGCUGGCAUCCGGCGCGCGAUUCGAGUUUACUCACGCGAGGGGUCUUUAGAUAGUAUCAGCGAGCCAGUUGAUGGACUGGAAGGCGCCCUUAGCUGGAGACCUUACGGUAACCUCAUCGCCGGUAUUCAAAGACGCGAUGAUAGAAUCGACGUGGUCUUCUUUGAACGAAACGGCUUGCGCCACGGCGAGUUCACCCUCCGCUUGACAGAAGAAGAGCGCUUGACAUGGGCCUCGGAUAUCUAUCUAAGCUGGAACGUCGAUUCGACCGUACUCGCCGUUCAAUUCAAGGAUCGCGUUCAAUUCUGGACUAUGGGCAAUUACCAUUACUACUUGAAGCAGGAGAUCCCUGUUGUCGUGAACCCCGGUUUCACAAAUCCAUUCACUUUCAAGUGGCAUCAAGAGAAGGCCUUGCGGUUUAUUGCUGGCGCUUGUGAGUCAAUGUUGGACGUGGAGUUCGUGCUUGACGUUGCUCAUGGCUCUACUACAAGCCCGACUGAUGUCGGUGCUGUCGGUGUCAUAGACGGAAAAAACCUGAAGCUGACUCCCUUGAGGCUGGCCGGUGUACCGCCUCCUAUGGCUCAUAAUGAAGUGACUCUUGACUCGAACAUCAUUGAUGUGGCAUUUAGCAAGUCGGGAACGCGUAUUGCUAUCCUCGAGAAUGAUCGAUUCUCCGUCUUCCUCUGGUCCCUUAAGACUAGACCAGUUCCUGUGCCGAUCCUCGAGUCCAGCUAUCCGCUCUCGGAUGCCCCGGACAGCCGGCCUCGUCAGAUCGUUUUUGUCAAUGAGACCGAAGUUUACGUUCUGAAGGGCAAUGGGCCCAACAACACCUGCAUAGAGCGGACUACGCUUGAGACCCGAGAGACGAAGGUCGCCUACCAAGCAGUUGACUCAGAACAAAUUGUGUCCAUGUUCGCAUCGCUUGGGCAUGAAUCGUUGUGGUUCUCUCAUAACCUAGGACCAACCCAGCCGAUCACCUACUCUUCCAUCUCAAUGCCAUCCCCCGAGCAGUUCGAGGUUGUACCAUGGAAUCAAAGUCCCUCUGUCGAUACGUACUGGGCUCAAGCUGUGCAGAUAUCUGAAGAUGAGACACUUCUUAUCUCUAUGACCAAGUCGGGGGCUUUGUAUGCCAACAAGGCCCUACUUGCUAAGAACUGUACCUCGUUCAUCGUCACCCAAGCUCACGUCAUUUUCACCACCUCGUUACAUCUCAUCAAAUUUGUACACCUCACGAGAGCAGAAGAAAUGGAUGUACCUCCCGAUACUCCUGAAACGGACGAACGCUGCAGAAGCAUUGAGCGCGGAGGACGCUUGGUCACGGUCAUGCCUUCGACGUUCGCUGUCAUCUUGCAGAUGCCCCGUGGCAACAUUGAGACCAUUUAUCCCAGAGCCCUCGUGCUUGCGGGUAUCCGGUCAUUUAUUGACCGUAAAAACUAUCGGGCCGCGUUCCUGACCUGCCGUAGUCAGAUGGUGGACAUGAACAUCAUUCAUGACUAUGCACCCGAGCAGUUCAUGGAAAAUAUUCAACUGUUUGUCGAUCAGGUCAAGAGAAUCGACUUCAUCGAUGAAUUUAUCUCCCGUUUGAGUGAGGAGGAUGUGUCACAGACAUUGUACAAAGACACCCUGAAGAAGAAGGCCGAAGAAUCCGCUCUCGCUGCGCUAGCCGCUCCUUCUAGCAAGAGCAGUAAAGUCAACCGGAUCUGCGAUGCUUUCUUGACUACACUUGAGAAGCGCCUGGAUACCAACCUUCACAACCUGAUCACUGCUCACGUUUGCAAGUCCCCGCCCGACCUUGAGGCAGGUCUUCAGCUGGUUGCACGUCUAAGGGACCAAAGCUCCGAACAAGCCGACGAUGCGGUGGAGCACAUGUGCUUCCUGACGGAUGCUAAUCUCUUGUACAACAAUGCAUUGGGUCUCUAUGACCUCGAGCUCACUCUACUUGUUGCUCAGCAAGCCCAGAGAGACCCCCGCGAAUACCUCCCGUUCCUGAGAAAGCUGCAGCAACUGCCCGAGCUUCGACGUCAAUUCGAGAUUGACAACUACCUCGGACGCACUUCAAAGGCCUUGAAGCACCUCCAUGCACUAAAUGCUCAUGAGGAGCUCCGUGCCUAUGCUAUCAAGCACACGCUAUACAAGGACGCCAUCGACCUGUACAGGUACCAGGCCGAGCAACUACGGGACAUAAGCCACCUGUACGCCGACCACCUCUUCGACCGAUCCAAGUACAAGGAAGCAGGCAUUGCCUACGAAUCGCUGUCCCUCUACACCGACGCCUACAAAUGCUACCACCUCGCCCACCUCUGGCGUGAAUCCAUCUACUGCGCGAUGAUGGUGCCCCUCUCGGCGGAGGAACUCUCCACGCACGCCAGCACGCUCGCAGCCACGCUCACCGAAGAAACAAAGGACUACAUCUCGGCGGCGCAGAUCCACGCCGAGCACCUCGGCGACAUCCCGGCAGCGGCGCGGCUCCUGUGCCGCGGGGCCAAAUUCUCGGAGGCGACGCGGCUCCUCGCCCUGCACGGCCAGCAGACGCUGAUCGCGGAGAUCGUCGACGGCGGGCUUUCGGACGCGAUGGGCGCGAUGACGGACCUGCUAGCGGACUUCCGGUCGCAGCUCAACUCGCAGGUGCCGCGAAUCCGCGAGCUGCGGGUGCGUCGCGCCACGGACCCGCUGGCCUACUUCGGCGGCGACCCGGCGCUGGGCGGUGACGGCAACGUCGACAUCCCCGACAACGUCUCGCUGGCGCCGACGGAUGCGUCGACGCUGGCCGGCCGCUCCAUGUUCACCCGCUACACGGGCAACACCGGCAAGACCGGCAAGACAACCUCCUCGCGCCACACGUCCAAGACCCGCCGCAAGGAGGAGCGCAAGCGCGCCCGCGGCAAGAAGGGCACCGUCUACGAGGAGGAGUACCUCGUCAACAGCGUGCGGCGUCUUUUGGAGAGGGCCAACGCGACCGUCGCCGAGGUGGAGGUGCUCAUUGAUGCGCUGCUGCGUCGGGGCAUGCGCGAGCGCGCCGCCGCCAUCGAGAAGGCGAUGCAGGAGGUCCUAAAGCUCUGCUCUGACAGUCGGGAGGAGGUGUUCGGCGCUUUGGUUGCUGCUGAUAACGGCGCCAAGGAUGCGGCAGAUGGUGAGCUUGAGAAUGCUGAUCUCGGCGGUGCGGAAGAACCUCUGGGUACGGGCAGAGGUGGACAGAGCGUGUUCUGGGAUAGUGUGACGGCCACGGCCAACGUGGGCAAGGGCAAGGAGGUCCCCGCUGUUAAGGAGAUGAAGUUGUCCGCCUUGCUUAACUAGGGCUUUUAGCCUGCAGGCUUCUGACGCUUACUUGGUUGUGGUUUGUCUGUCUAUUUCUUCCAUUCAAUGGUUUGGUAAAAGGUCAC